CCAGCAGUCCUAUCGGACCUCUAACUCUAAGCUUCACCACUGUAAACACUGAAAGAUGUUCUCUUCAUUGAUUUCUUCUUCUCGUCCAUCAUCCCUUCUCUCAGCCCUCACUGUUUUUGUUCUUCUUCUCUGUGUCGGUUCUGUUUCAUCGUUCACUAAGAUUGGCCAGGGAUACCAUCUCAUCUCCAUUGAAGAGUACCCUAAUGGAGGAGGCCUUCUGGGUCAUUUGCAAGUGAAGAAAAAGACCACCACAUAUGGUCCUGAUAUUCCUCAGUUGCUGCUCUUUGUCAAGCAUGAAACACAGGAUCGCUUAAGGGUUCACAUAACUGAUGCAGAGAAGCAAAGAUGGGAGGUUCCAUACAACUUACUACCAAGACAACAGCCGCCUCCAUUGAAGAAAACUCUUGGGGAGUCUACAAAACUUCCUUUUACUGCUUCUGAGUACUCAGGCAAUGAGCUUAUCUUCAGCUAUACUACAGACCCGUUUGGGUUUGCAGUGAAAAGGAAAUCAAAUGGGCAAGUCCUAUUCAACUCAAGUGCUGAUGAAUCAGACCCAUAUGGAAAUUUGGUGUUCAAAGAUCAAUAUCUUGAAAUCUCAACCAAAUUGCCUAAAGAUGCUUCACUGUACGGGCUUGGAGAAAACACCCAACCAAAGGGGAUUAAGAUACAGCCCAACGAUCCUUACACUCUGUAUACCACAGAUAUCUCUGCAAUUAAUCUCAAUAUGGAUUUAUAUGGGUCUCAUCCAGUUUACAUGGAUCUGAGGAAUGCUGGUGGAGAGGCUUCAGCACAUGCAGUUUUGUUGCUGAACAGUAAUGGAAUGGAUGUGUUUUACAGGGGGAACUCCCUGACUUACAAGAUCAUUGGGGGUGUGUUGGAUUUCUAUUUUUUCGCAGGUCCAACUCCUCUAUCUGUUGUUGAUCAGUAUACAGCCUUUGUGGGUCGUCCUGCUCCCAUGCCUUACUGGGCUCUCGGUUUCCACCAAUGCAGAUGGGGGUACCAUAAUGUGUCCGCAGUUGAAGCUGUGGUUGAGAACUACAGGAAGGCCCAGAUCCCGCUGGAUGUGAUGUGGACUGACGACGACCACAUGGAUGCGGCCAAGGACUUCACCCUUGACCCCAUCAACUUCCCUCGUUCAAAGCUUUCGGCAUUGGUGGAAAAACUACAUUCCAGAGGGAUGAAAUACAUUGUCCUCAUCGACCCUGGGAUUGCUGUGAAUUCCUCUUAUGGAGUUUACCAACGUGGCAUGGCCAAUGAUGUGUUCAUAAAGUAUGAAGGAGAGCCGUACCUGGCUCAAGUCUGGCCGGGGCCAGUCUACUUCCCAGACUACCUUAAUCCCAAAACUGCAAGCUGGUGGAGCGACGAGAUCCGGAGGUUCCGUGAACUUGUACCUGUUGAUGGCUUAUGGAUUGAUAUGAAUGAAGCUUCCAACUUCUGCACCGGUAAAUGCAGAAUCCCAAAGAACAGACCGUGUCCUGGCAACCCUGGGUGGCUCUGUUGCUUGGACUGUGAGGUGAUAAAUAAGACUAGAUGGGAUGAUCCACCUUACAAGAUAAACGCUUCAGGGGCGCUAGCCCCGAUAGGAAACAAAACAAUUGCUACAAGUGCUGUUCAUUACAAUGGGGUGUUGGAGUACGAUGCCCACAGCCUGUAUGGUUUCUCUCAAGCCGUURCAACCCACAAGGCGCUUCAACAGCUCAUUGGCAAGCGCCCAUUCGUGCUAUCACGCUCCACCUUUGUUGGGUCAGGAUCGUAUGCUGCACAUUGGACUGGUGACAACAAGGGCAAAUGGGCGGACCUCAAGUAUUCCAUAUCAACUAUUCUCAAUUUUGGCAUAUUUGGGAUACCUAUGGUGGGUUCUGAUAUUUGUGGGUUCUACCCAGCGCCCACAGAAGAGCUCUGCAAUCGCUGGAUUGAGCUUGGGGCAUUCUACCCUUUCUCCAGGGAUCACGCAAACUACUAUUCCCCUAGCCAGGAGCUCUAUGUAUGGAAGUCGGUUGCACAGUCGGCUCGAAAUGCUCUGGGCAUGCGGUAUAAGCUCCUCCCUUACUUGUACACCUUGAACUAUGAAGCUCACACUACUGGCGCCCCAAUGGCCAGGCCGCUGUUCUUCACGUUCCCCAAUUUCACUAAGUCCUACGGCUUGAGCACACAGUUCCUGCUGGGCAGCAGCGUCAUGGUCUCCCCGGUCUUGAGGAAGGGGACAUCAAAAGUCAAGGUACUGUUUGCUCCAGGAACUUGGUACAGCUUAUUCGAUAUGAAGCAGACUAUUAUCUCCAAACGAGGACACUUCCUCACGCUUGAUGCGCCAUUGCAUGUCAUCAAUGUCCAUGUGUAUCAGAACGCUAUCAUCCCCAUGCAACGGGGAGGUAUGACAUCCAAAGAAGCGAGGAUGACGCCAUUCAGCCUUGUGGUGACAUUCCCGGCAGGAGCUGCCGAGGGACUGGCUAAAGGAAAGCUUUUCCUUGAUGAUGACGAGCUUCCAGAGAUGAAGCUUGGAAAUGGGUACUCUACUUACAUAGAUUUGUAUGCCACUGUUAGCCAGAAAACGGUGAAGGUGUGGUCGGAAGUUCAAGAGGGUAAGUUUGCCUUGGAGAAUGGAUGGAUUAUCGAGAAGGUAACAGUAUUGGGAUUGGGUGGAAUAGGACAGGAUCUGUUUAUUGAGGUCGAUGGAGAACCAAUUUCAAGCCUUUCAAACGUUGAGUUUAGUGCUUCGGAACACAACUACUUGGAGAAGCUAGAAGAUGGGGGAGAUAAAGAGAAGACGGUGAUGGUUGAGGUUCAAGGAUUAGAAUUGCCUGUUGGGAAGAACUUUGCUAUGUCCUGGAAAAUUGGGGUCAAAGGAUGAGGUUGAAUGCAUGGAGAUUUAUCUCUCAAUGCCCGCCCUUAUUUUCCCAAUUUCAGGUUCUCUUUCGGUUUCUUUUUUCCUUUCUUACAAUUGUUGUUGGGUUACCCAUUGUUAAGGGUGAACAGACAAACUACUCAUCUCUUGCCUUGCAAGCAAACUAAGACUACUCUAAAGACUUAUAUAUGGACCCUUCCUACUUCCUAGUUCCUUUCUUUUCAAAGUUCCCCCAACUUGGGUUGAACUUUGAAGAAUCAAAAUUAAUUGUGAAAUCUGCAAGUCAUAAGGCCGUAUUGGCAGUUCAAUGGUCCAAUUUCGGCUUGCUUUCUUUUUGAUUAAUC
Messenger RNA from Nelumbo nucifera (sacred lotus), 3186 nucleotides. Its product is annotated as alpha-xylosidase 1-like. Gene Ontology annotation, molecular function: hydrolase activity, hydrolyzing O-glycosyl compounds; carbohydrate binding. NCBI's taxonomy places the organism in Eukaryota, Viridiplantae, Streptophyta, Magnoliopsida, Proteales, Nelumbonaceae. Gene Ontology annotation, biological process: carbohydrate metabolic process. The record is from RefSeq and is a predicted model, not a curated record.